Alosa alosa (allis shad) is the source of this 732-nucleotide messenger RNA. RefSeq names its product ETS domain-containing transcription factor ERF. The annotation marks the transcript as partial. The record is from RefSeq and is a predicted model, not a curated record. The transcript is spliced from 4 exons. Gene Ontology annotation, molecular function: DNA-binding transcription factor activity, RNA polymerase II-specific; sequence-specific DNA binding. Gene Ontology annotation, biological process: cell differentiation; regulation of transcription by RNA polymerase II. NCBI's taxonomy places the organism in Eukaryota, Metazoa, Chordata, Actinopteri, Clupeiformes, Clupeidae. Gene Ontology annotation, cellular component: nucleus.
UUGGCUCAGCGGCAGGUGCAGCUGUGGCACUUCCUGCUGGAGCUGCUAGGUAGGCGGGGCGAGGGCGGAGCCAUCGGGUGGGGCGGCGAAUGGGGCGAGUUUGUCAUCCGAGACCCGGAGAGGCUCGCCAGGCUGUGGGGAGAGAGGAAGGGCAAGCCUCACAUGAACUACGACAAACUGAGCCGUGCACUGAGGUACUAUUACAACAAGAGGAUCCUGCACAAGACCAAAGGCAAGAGAUUCACCUACAAGUUCAACUUCAGCAAACUCAUUCUGGUCAACUACCCCAGCCUCAUGUCUUGCCAGCCGAUGCUCCAGGGCUCUCCUCCUCUUUCUCUCCCUCCUCCUCCUCUCUCUCUCCCUUUCUUCUCCACUGAGGGAGGAGUCUCUAUGGAUAGAGCCUCAUCAUCUCCAUCACAUCCACUUCUGCUGCCCCACUGCUUCCCAAAGCCCCUCCCAUUCACCUCACAUCAUCCAAUCGGUGGACACUUCCCUUUCCUCUCUGCCCCGCCUCCCUCCUGCGCCAGCCUAUCAGAGCUGUCAGGUCUGCUGCCUGUCAACAGUGGCCUCAGCGGCUGGCCAAUCCCAGAGCUGCACACCCACAGAGCUUUCCUUCAGCAGGAGCGAGGGAGCGAGAAGAGAGGAGAAGUGGAAGGAGGGAGGAAGAGGAGAGGAGAGGAAGAGGGAGUGAGAGGAGGAGAGGAGAAGCUCCACAGGACAACUCUCCUCUGA